CUCAACAUAAUGCAUGAAAAGAGCCCCAAUUCUUGGUAUAAGUUUAUCUAUUCAUGGGGCUGAAAAGCGUGUUCAAAUCUAUCAGAGGAGAAGUGCAGGAAGUCAUCCAUUGUCACAUCGUCUGCCUGUGGUUAGGCAUUCUUCACUCCCACAAGUCAGAAGGUCAAUAAAAAUGGAAGCUUCAUCUUCUGGAUCUAAUAUACCAGCAGUUACUAAUGGAAAAACAAAAAUCCAUCAUGCAGAAGGAACAGAGGACUUACAAAGUAACCAGUUGGAAGCGCAAAUUUGGACAAAGCCAGACAUCCAGAAGAGAGACGUGGACUUUUCAGAAAUUCUUAAUGCAAUACAAGAAAUAGCUAAGGAUGUGAACAUUUUUUUUGAUGAGUUAGAAGGAGUAAACAGCCCUUCCAAAGAUGAUGACUCUCUGCUUCACCAUGGUAAUUUGACCAGUACUUCAGAUGAUGCCAGCAGAUUGGAAACACUUCGAGAGGGAGUACCUGAUAAGAACAAAUCCAAUGGGCUAUAUUUUAGGGAUGGAAAAAGCCGGAUUGACUACAUUCUGGUGUACAGAAAAUCUAGCCCACAAGCAGAGAAGAGGGAGGUAUUUGAAAGAAAUAUCAGAGCAGAAGGAGUGCAGAUGGAGAAAGAGUCAUCUUUAACAAACGGUGACAUCAUCUUUGUGAAGUUGCAUGCACCAUGGGAGGUCCUGGGCAGAUAUGCAGAGCUAAUGAAUGUAAGAAUGCCUUUCAGGCCCUUUAACCCCUUCACUGCUGGAGCCCCCUGCAUACUCGUGCGCUGCUGUUUUUUAAAUGGACAUGUCAUUGAAAUCAAUGGGCAGUCGAGACGAUCCAGGAGAAAAAUCUAUUACCUGCACCGCCGGCACAAGUUCAUGAACAGGAUCGAGAGACAUAUCAGCAGGUUUCGAGGAUGGUUGCCUAGAAAGCCUAUGAGACUGGACAAGGAGACACUGCCAGACCUAGAGGAGAAUGACUGCUACACUGCCCCUUUCAGUCAGCAAAGGAUCCAUCACUUCAUCAUACACAACAAAGACACUUUCUUCAACAAUGCUACAAGAAGUAGAAUAGUACAUCAUAUUUUACAAAGAGUGAAAUACGAAGAAGGGAAAAACAAAAUUGGUCUGAAUCGAUUGCUUACUAAUGGCUCCUAUGAAGCUGCAUUUCCUCUUCAUGAGGGAAGCUACCGAAGUAAAAAUUCCAUAAGAACCCAUGGAGCCGAAAACCACAGACAUCUGCUUUAUGAAUGCUGGGCCUCGUGGGGAGUGUGGUAUAAAUACCAGCCCUUGGAUCUUGUUCGACGGUAUUUUGGUGAAAAAAUUGGCUUGUAUUUUGCCUGGUUAGGCUGGUACACAGGAAUGCUCUUCCCAGCUGCCUUCAUUGGAUUGUUUGUCUUUUUAUAUGGAGUCACAACGUUGAACCACUGCCAAGUCAGUAAAGAAGUCUGCCAAGCUACAGAUAUUAUAAUGUGUCCUAUAUGUGAUAAAUACUGUCCCUUCAUGAGGUUGUCAGACAGCUGUGUUUAUGCCAAGGUAACUCACCUUUUUGACAAUGGAGCUACUGUCUUUUUUGCUGUUUUCAUGGCAGUGUGGGCAACUGUUUUUCUGGAAUUUUGGAAAAGGCGACGAGCAGUGAUUGCUUAUGAUUGGGACUUGAUAGACUGGGAAGAAGAAGAGGAAGAAAUACGUCCCCAGUUUGAAGCCAAGUACUCCAAGAAAGAACGGAUGAAUCCCAUAUCUGGAAAGCCAGAGCCUUAUCAAGCAUUUGCAGAUAAAUGCAGCAGACUUAUUGUUUCUGCAUCUGGAAUAUUUUUUAUGAUCUGUGUGGUGAUUGCUGCUGUUUUUGGCAUUGUUAUUUACCGUGUUGUGACUGUCAGCACUUUUGCUGCCUUUAAGUGGGCUUUAAUCAGGAAUAACUCUCAGGUUGCAACUACAGGGACUGCAGUGUGCAUCAACUUUUGCAUCAUCAUGCUACUGAAUGUGUUGUAUGAAAAAGUUGCUCUUCUUCUGACAAAUUUAGAGCAGCCUCGGACUGAGUCUGAGUGGGAGAACAGCUUCACUUUGAAAAUGUUUCUUUUUCAGUUUGUUAAUCUGAACAGCUCUACCUUUUAUAUAGCAUUCUUCUUGGGAAGAUUUACUGGACACCCUGGUGCCUACUUGAGGCUGAUAAACAGGUGGAGACUGGAAGAGUGCCACCCUAGCGGAUGCCUUAUUGAUCUCUGUAUGCAAAUGGGUAUUAUAAUGGUGCUAAAGCAGACCUGGAAUAAUUUCAUGGAGCUGGGCUACCCGUUAAUUCAGAACUGGUGGACCAGGAGGAAAUUACGACAGGAACAUGGUACACAGAGAAAAGCAAGCUUCCCACAGUGGGAAAAGGACUACAAUCUUCAGCCUAUGAAUGCUUAUGGACUCUUUGAUGAAUACCUAGAAAUGAUUCUUCAGUUUGGAUUUACAACCAUCUUUGUGGCAGCUUUUCCACUGGCACCACUGCUGGCCUUACUUAACAAUAUUAUAGAAAUCCGGCUUGAUGCAUACAAAUUUGUCACACAGUGGAGGAGGCCAUUAGCCUCAAGAGCCAAAGAUAUAGGAAUCUGGUAUGGAAUUCUGGAAGGCAUUGGAAUUCUCUCUGUUAUUACAAAUGCAUUUGUAGUAGCUGUGACUUCAGAUUUCAUCCCUCGACUUGUUUAUGCUUACAAAUAUGGACCUUGUGCAGGGCAAGGAGAAGCUGGACAAAAGUGUAUGGUAGGCUAUGUCAAUGCCAGUCUAUCUGUGUUUUUGGUGUCUGACUUUGAAAACCGUUCGGAACCAACAUCUAAUGGAAGUGAAUUCUCUGGCUCACCAUUAAAAUAUUGCAGGUACAGAGACUAUCGAGACCCUCCUCAUUCCCCAGUGCCCUAUGGCUACACGUUGCAAUUCUGGCAUGUCUUAGCAGCACGGUUGGCUUUUAUUAUUGUAUUUGAGCACCUUGUCUUUUGCAUAAAGCACCUGAUUUCAUAUUUAAUCCCAGACCUUCCAAAAGAUCUGAGGGAUCGGAUGAGGAGAGAAAAGUACUUGAUUCAGGAAAUGAUGUACGAAGCAGAACUGGAGCGUCUGCAGAAAGAACGGAAGGAGAGGAAGAAAAAUGGAAAAUCUCAUCACAAUGAAUGGCCAUGACUGGCAAACCCACAACAGUUUAACAUGACAAAACAAAUAAAGGGAAGCAAAGAUACAAUCUGCUGCUGAUUGCUUUUGAGACCAGUUUUCAACACUGCUACGUUUUGUUGAUUUUUUCAUUACUUUAAAUUGCUAAGAAGUGCUUUGGGUCUGCUGAAAAAGAAACCAUGAGCUAGCAUUGGAAGUUGUCAAAGUUGGCUCACCUUGAACCUGAUCCUGCAAGAUCCUGAGACCUUCCAGAAAAUUGCUGAACUGCCUCCAAUUUCAUUAAUUUGUCCACUCAGCACCUCACAGGAUUGAACUCUGCCAUUCUGCACAACAGAGUUUCCCUUUGUCAUUCAUUGUUAUACAACGCUUCAAACAAGCAAAAAAUAAAAAUAAACAUUCACUCAUGUGGAGGAGGUUAAUUCAAAAGAAAAAGAUAUAAUGAACAUUGUAGCAUUCUAAUGACAAACUGAAUUGUCCAGUUUUCUAGGCAGCAAAUGCACACCUGAACUGUGAUUCUGAUCUGCUAUUGUUUUUGUUUAUGGCUCCAGAUGAUGGACCUGUGUUCUGUUUACUUAUCCCAGCUCAACAAGAGCACUACCUUGAAGAGAAUGAAAAAUGCAACCUCAAUGCAUGCCACAGACAUUUUACAUAACAAGCAGGACAGCACGUCAAAGGAUUUACUGUGAAAUCAUUUUGCAAUCCAGCAUAUGACUGACAUCCAUAGACCACUUGCAACAGAGCUAGCAUGUAUUUCAUGGGCAGUUGUUCUCAAAUUUUUAAAACCAAGGAAAAAUUGUAUACUGGGACUGUUUUUUCAACCUGUUUGGUACGUUUUUUGCAUUCUGUCCCAUGUGCGUUUUACACAACUUAGAAUAAUAAAUAUAAAUUUAAAACAAAAUGCUCUAACAAAAAAAAUGCCCAGUAUUACAGUACCAUCAAUUUUCAAGAAACCAAAUAAUACAACUACAAUCCUGUUUACAAAUGAGUUCUUUUUUUAAUUUCAGAUCUUUGUGAGGGGACUUAUGUUAUAUACCAUAUAUAUAAUAUAUAUAAAGUAUAUAGAUUGUUUAUUUGUAAAUAGCAACAACAAAACCAACCAGCCCGAUGGAGAAGAAUGUCAAAUUUUCGCACCUAUAAAAACAUCAUCAACAUAAAGCCAUGUUUAACGCU
Messenger RNA from Pelodiscus sinensis (Chinese soft-shelled turtle), 4321 nucleotides. The record is from RefSeq and is a predicted model, not a curated record. Lineage: Eukaryota; Metazoa; Chordata; Testudines; Trionychidae.